Molecule: messenger RNA, 348 nt
Organism: Nerophis lumbriciformis (worm pipefish)
Lineage: Eukaryota; Metazoa; Chordata; Actinopteri; Syngnathiformes; Syngnathidae
Source: RefSeq, a predicted model, not a curated record
AUGCAGCUAGUUGUCAUGGCAACACUGUUGGUGCUGGCGGGUGCGAGCAAGCAUUGUAGUCUAGGUUGCUCCCUGAAGAACUACAAACUAGAGGUGAAGAGCUGUGACAAAACUGCAUUCAUCAACACUACCUCAUGUGAGGGACAGUGCUACCAAGAGGAUCCAGUCUACCAUUCUCCGAAAGAGCAGCCAACACAGAAUGUCUGCUUUGCGAACUGGACCUAUGAAGAAAAACACAUCGGAAGUUGUCCAUUUGGUGUCACUUACCCGGUUGCCAAAAGCUGUAUGUGUGCUUCAUGUAAGCAAUCUUACACAGACUGUGAUCGGCUUAAUCGUAGCUGUUCUUAA